AAAAUUAGUAAGAAAUACAGGUCAAAACACUGCACGCGGGCCCAGUGCAGAUUGGUGGGUACUAAUGACAGUAAAUGCAGACGGACCAACAGACCUUUCUAAAACCUCCAUAAUCUUUAAAUUGAAAAGUAUCUUUUUAUAUUUUUUUUUGUCGCUAUCCUAGGAUCAGCCAUUGUAAGUUGCUUAACGCUAAUGGUCGCAGAUAGAAUGCGUUAAUAACUGCGCUAUCAAGGUGCAUUCCCUUCAGCUUCACUUUCGCAAUGGACGUUGAAACGAUGGGAGACUAAUUUAUUUUAAUAAACAAUGCCCUUUUUAAAAUCAAGUAUCAAAGAGGCGUGAAGAAGUAACUUGCAGGCCGGCAAGGUGAGGAUGGCUGGUGCGGCAGGUAGAACUGCUGUACCAGCUAUCUUCACGUCUGGACUUCACCGUCAAUUAACAUCAAAUGGGGUGGAGUCAUUUGGCAGACAUAUCUAUAAAAAAAACUCAACCUGCAUGUGGCCGGCCGCAGACAAAUAUUACUUUGGUUGCUAAGCAACGAGAUGUCAACAUCAAGUUUGUUGCCAAAGUCAUAGGACAGAAAGUUUGUGUGUGGUGAUUUUGUGGAUGAAAUAGGAAGUAAACUGUAAAUUAAUUAAAAUGAAGGCGGUAGUGAAUACAAUAUUAUUUGACAUAUCCAAGAAUGAGCUAUUCAAGAUAAAUGAGAAUUACAAGAUGUUGCAUCGCAAACUGAAAACUACUUGGAAAGUUAUGAUCAACCGAGAUGAGUUAUCAGAAAACAUAUUGCAAGAUGUCAAGAUCCUAGUGAUACCAGGGCCACAGAACGCGUUCACAGAUGACGAACUAGCCAGCAUGAAGAGUGUGGUGGAACGAGGGGAUUCGGUACUGGUCAUCAUGACGGACGGAGGAGAAGAGAGGAUGAACACGAACAUCAACUUCUUUCUGGAAGAGUACGGCAUCAUCGUUAAUAAUGAUUGUGUGGUGCGAGCGAAAUACCACAAGUUUUACCACCCCAAAGAGUGCCACAUAUCCAACGGGAUCCUGAACCGGGCUGUCCUGAAGAGCAUCAUGAAGAUGCCAAACUACACCAGCGAAUCUGAUGAUUACCUCGAGGAACCUGCGACCCCUAAUUUCGUGUACCCGUACGGCGCUACGCUGACUGUCAAAAAGCCCGCGGCCGCCAUUUUGUCCAGCAGUGACGUCUGCUAUCCGGUGAAGAGACCUGUUGCCGCUAUGUACUCAUCAGAGAAGACUGGAGGCAAACUGUUUGUGAUCGGCUCCGGACACUUCUUCACGGACCAGUACUUAGAGUGCGAGUGCAAUGAUCUCAUCAGAGAGCUGGUGUUCAACCACCUGGGCGGUGUCAUGGACCUGCAUCUCAACCCAGUCGAUGUUGAGGACCCUGACGUGAACGAGUACCGCACCCUGGGUGACGUGUCGUGGCUGAGCACGGUCCCGCUGCCGGUGCCGGCCACAGCACCGCCGCCGCGCCUCACGCCGCUGCACCCGCACGCGCUCUUCACCUGGAGACUUUUCUCCCUGAAUCUGGCGCAGCGUCAGUAUAUGUCUGAUACCUCUUCCACACCUGCUAGAUAAAACUGUACUUAUUACUUAAAUAACCGUCUAAUUAUUUGGUGCUAAAGAUACAGUGUAGCUGUACGCUCCAUCGCCUGAAUACAAAAAUUUAUCGCCCCCCUAAAACCUCUUUGAUUUGUGUUGAAAAACCGCUGAUCAAUUUAUUUAGCAUCUAUCGUCACGCAAUUCGAUAGCUGCUCAUGAUUUCCCACAAGCUUCGUUUGAGGAAAUAGUCGCUGGUGUGGGAGAAGCAUCUGGUGUAGGAGUACUCAAGCGCUUUUCACCUGGAGACUAUCCUCGCUGAACCUGGCGCAGCGUAAGUAUAUGUAUAUCAGCCCCCCUAGCAUGAGCACCGUGAUAUAAUAUAAAACUCGUUUUUAUCAUGCUUAAUUGUCAAAUUACUAUGGAGUUUGAGAGUUCGACACGAUAAAAAUCGUGUUAGAAUCUAUGUGUAUCUAUGUGUGUAUAUUGUGGUGCUCAUGCUACAGGGACAGUACCGCACUCUUCACCUGGAGACUGUUCCCCCUUAACCUAGCGCAGCGUAAGUAUACGUCUAUCAGGUGUACAGUACCGCACCCUUCACAUGGAGACUGUUCUCCCUGAACCUGGCACAGCGUGAGUAUCCAUUCAUCAUUUAAAUAAUCUGCUACAACGCCGUUCCUGCAGGUGCCCCUAGUGACGAGCAUGCCGCAUGACAGACGAGAUGACAACACUUAAGCUUUUGUCUUUUUUAAAGAUCCAGCAAAUCACUCUGUGCUCCACGCUGAUGUUAUAUUUCCAGUGUAGUACAAUUGCUAAUUAAUGUGGCACAAAAUUUUAAAGCGUCCUUCUUGGUGCGGAGUACGAGACGAAAUACCUUACUUGGUUCCAGCUGCACCUGAAUUCUGCAGUUAUUGCCUAAACCAAGCCGCACAUGGAUUACAUGGUGCAUUUAUAGCCCGUUCCCUUUAUCUAAAACUAUUUCAGUGGAAAAAAUGUGAAUGCCCAGCUAUGAAGAGGAUCAAAGGUAGAUGACGGGAACCACUCUGCGUUGGACGCAUCUAAUACACUAAAAGAUAAAUGGUUCCCGAAUGGUUUUAUCAUGCUAUAUCUAUAUUUAUUAUAUAUUUUUUCAGUACCUGAAGUACUGGGACUGUAUGAAGCUCUUGGAGUGAAACAUGAACCUCUGCGCCUCAUCGCACCACAGUUCGAAACGCCAUUUCCACCGUUACAAUUAGCCGUUUUCCCGCCUACGUUCCGGGAGCCUCCCCCUCCGCCCCUGGAGCUGUUCGACCUGGACGAGGCCUUUAGCUCGGAGAAGUCCCAGCUGGCCCGCCUGGCUAAUAAAUGUCUACAGCCCAACGCGUCUAAGAUGGGACAAGGUGACGGCCGCCAGUUAGAGAACGAGCUAGAAUACUUCGUGAGAGAGUGCGGUAGAGUAGUCCGUCUGUCUCGCGCACAGCCCACCGAAGAGAUGCCCUCAGCGAAGGUCAUACUCCAUCAGCUAGCGGUACAACUGGCCACUUACAAGAAGAUCGCACCUAAAGAUUAAUUCUUAAGUAUAAAUGUAAAUAAUAAAUGAACUUUGUAAAGAUA
Messenger RNA from Chilo suppressalis (striped riceborer), 3147 nucleotides. The record is from the annotation of a GenBank genome assembly. NCBI's taxonomy places the organism in Eukaryota, Metazoa, Arthropoda, Insecta, Lepidoptera, Crambidae.